Messenger RNA from Aaosphaeria arxii CBS 175.79, 888 nucleotides. RefSeq names its product SET domain-containing protein. NCBI's taxonomy places the organism in Eukaryota, Fungi, Ascomycota, Dothideomycetes, Pleosporales. Gene Ontology annotation, cellular component: nucleus; chromatin. Gene Ontology annotation, biological process: regulation of DNA-templated transcription. Bases 1 to 888 code for a protein of 295 amino acids. Gene Ontology annotation, molecular function: protein binding; histone H3K36 methyltransferase activity. The transcript has a single exon. The record is from RefSeq and is a predicted model, not a curated record.
AUGUCGGAAAUGACCGAUGCUGAAAUUCGCGAUUUGUUGCGUGCCUGUCCAACAUUCAAGUAUCUGAAGAGCAUUCAAGCCCAAAACCCCGGGACGAAAUCAACCCAACAAGUACUCAAAACCUCGAAGCUUGUGCACAACAACAAAAUUAUAAGACCCCGGUGUGUCUUCCAAUACUUUAUCGACCCGAAAAAUUGGAAACGGCGUAGAAAGCCGAAGAGUUGGCCUCGAUAUCUGAACUGGCCGCGAGAUAUCCUCCGCGGCACUCGUCACCCCAAAUACGACGAAAGAUCGUACAAAGCUGGCAAGCUUAAAUGGUCUGAGGAUUGUCAAGGCAAGAAUUGCCAGGAUAUGGGCCAUCGGAACGCCCGUGAACCGUGCGAUUGCGUCACACCUGAUUGGCACUCGGUCAACAAUACCUCUUGGAUGAAUCGAGAGAUAGAGCUAUGGUGGAAAAAUCCAAUACUGGGUGUGUCGACAAUCUCGAAGCGAUCGCACCAGUCCGGCGAAAUUCUAGGAGAAUAUUUUGGAGAAAUCAUUCCAGUCCAAAAGAAAGGAACCGACUGCACGUACUUUUUCUCGCUACCUCUUAGCCAGGAAGACGAUCAAUCCUUGAUCGGUUUUGUCGAUGCAGCACGAGUCGGCUCAUGGACUCGCUUUAUCAAUCACUCUUGCCGACCAAACACGGCCUUUGAGUUUCGACGCGUCGGCAGCACCCAGCGUAUCGUUAUCGUCGCAGAAAGAGAAAUCGUUGCCGGAGAAGAAAUACUCAUAGACUAUGGUGAGAGCUAUUGGGAGAGCUUGAAAGAUGAGGGAAAAUAUUGUCGAUGUGGCAAGGGGUGCAAAUAUAAGGAGCCAAAAACCAACACUCAGGGAAGACAGAUGUAG